GUGAAACAACGAAUGAGCGAACGAAAACGUGCAAAGAAUAGCAGACAUUUUGAUUUAAUUUUUUUUGUUUUUCGUAUCGGUAUUUAGUUGCAAAUUUCAUAUGUAAUUUUUCGCGUUUUGAAAUUACUUAUAUUUUGUUUUUAAAUUAAGUGCGCACAAUUUAAUGUUGGUGAUUUCGACAAUUUCGAAAAAAUACCUGGACGCAGCCUUUUAGCAAAAUAAAGAAGCCGUAAGUGAAUGUAUAAGUUGUAUGCAAUAAAAGUUGGUGCGAAAAUAUUAUAAGAAACUCAAUUAAACAUGUCUUGGGUGCCAUCAACUGACUUUGAAGAGGAAAUUGUUGAUUCACAACCGGGACAUAAUUUUAUUUUUGGUCAACUGUGUGAACCAACACAACAAACUUUUUAUCCACGUCCCAAAGAACAUUUGGAGUUUGUAGCACAACAGAAAUUUGCGAAAAAUAAACGUGAAAACACUUUAACAAACUCUCAAAAUCAUAAAUUGAAUCUUAUUGCAAGAGUGCAGCGUAUUGCUGGUACUAAACCGUUGGGUGAACAACCGACCAUCAAUGAUUGGGAUGACAAUGACAAUGUAGAACGCGAAGCGAUCGCUUUGAUGAGACAUGUUGGUCUCGGGCCUAGUUUGGAGCAACCAUUAGACGAAGUCCGCACCAUAGCCACACAUCCCAUAACGGAGGAGAUCAAAAUAAAUAGAAAUGGUCGCAAACAUAUGCCAGUAUUUUUUGAUGAGAAAUUUUUUGAAUUAAAACCGCGUGUUUCCCCAUCGUCGUCAUCUUCUGGCAACAAUAGUCCUGUAAUUGAAGAUGCUGCGACUAACCUUAAUGAUUCCUGCGCGUCACAGAAGAGCAGCAGCAACGCCACAUCAAGUGAAUUAGCGCAUGAACGAUCUUCUGAUACCCUUAAUAGUGGAUUUGAGAGUGCAAUUGAUAUUGUAGGUGAUGAGGAGAGUUUUGAGACUGCACGAGGAAGUGAUAAGGAAUACAGACCGCAAAAUUGGAGAGGAGAUGAAGUAGAAAAAACUACACAAAAUUGGCGCAGCAAUGACACAUUUAUUAAGAGUCAAUCAUGGAGGAGUACGAAAACAACAUACGCAAAUAGAAAUGGAAUUAAUAGAGAAAGCCAAAAUAAUGUAUGUAAUUGGCGUUCUUCAGCCGAUAAACCAAGUAGUAAAGAGAAGAGAAUUCAAAAGAAGCCACCUUUAUUAUGUUCACCCAAAGAAUUGUAUGAAAAGAAACGUCAAAUGAUUUAAAAACCGCAGAAAACACAAAACUCAGCAUAAAUAUAAUUUUAUAAGUGGUUAAAAAUUAAAAACAAAUUCUAGCAAAAUUUGAUUGAUUACUUGUACAAAUAUUCAUUUUUAAUUGGCAAUUGUGAAAAAUACAUUGUUUUAACUGUAGAUUUUAAAUAAAUUAACAGUACUUGAAAUUUUUAUGGUAAAAAUUACAUGAAGAAAUAUCUUGGAGUGAACGUCUAUAAUAUUAUAACUGCCAAAAGUUAUAGGCGUCAUUUAUAAGAAACUUAUAACGGGUUUAAACAGUGUUAGAUCGUGAUAUAAACAUAACAGAACUAACUUCUUGAAAAGGGUACAAAAAAAUGUAAAAUUUAACUUUAUAUGAAGUGAAGAUACUACAUAUUUGAUUGAAGAGUUAACAUUCAAAAGCAUGUGUUCCAUUAUAUUUAACCAUCAUCAAGGAAUUUAUUGAUUUAUGAUGAAAAGAUUUAUGAUGAUGUCUAAAACUGUUAAUUUUGAAGAUAUUUUAAAUUUGCCAAUAAUAAGUAAUUUGGGAGGUUCGGUUAAUAUAUCAGGAACUGUAUACCGGUAUCCAUACAUAUUAGAGGCAUAACUCUUUUUUUGACUCUCUUAUGCCCGGUUUCACAGUCCAUACUUAAGUUGUGCCCAAAUAAAACCUUAGCUAAGCAUUGUUGCAGACUGAGGAAUCGUUUGCGUUUCACAGUCAAUGCUUAAUCUCUAUAAAAUUUUAAUAUGAUAUAUGGCAACGUUAUGGGCAACAUAUGUUUUACGAAUAUCAUCCAUAAAAAUAUGUUUGAAAUUUAAAUUAUAACAGCCAAUAGAUUAAUUUGCGAGGAAAGUUAUAUGGAAAAUAGAUGAAAACACCGAAUUUCACUGUUAAAUAUACCAAUUACUCUAAAAUAGAGUAUAUAUUUCAAACGUAUACACACGUACAUUGCGAAUAAUAUAUUUUUAUAUAAUAAUAAUAAAAAUAUAAUUUUUAUUAAUAAUAAGGAACCGCUAAAAGACCUGUCUAUAUGUAUAGUUUGAUAAAUAUAAAUGUAUAUGCCAGUAAUAUACAUAUACAAGUAUAACACAAAUGACAAAUAUUUGUCCAAGUGAGAUCCAUCGAUUCAAACCUAGGACCUAAUAUACAUACAUAAGUUGUCCUCGGAAAACGACAUUACUAUUGCAAUACGUACAUAAUAUUCUUUAGUCAAAUGUAGUAUCUUUAAUACUGAUUGAGACAAACCAUAUUUUACCCAUGCAUUUUAUCUGUACAUCUUGAACAUAGUUAUUUGAAGGCUAUUGUUUUUUAGCAAAGUAUCUAGACCCUGCAUGAGGCAGAGCGCAAGUUAAUUGUCAUUGAAGUCAUCUAACGGGAGGUCCAAGAAACAAGUUGUUUCGAUAGAUCUAUAGGGAGUUGGUUUAAUGGGGCAUUUUGUGGUUGUUGUAACUGUAGAAGAUAUUCCUGGAAUAAUUUUGAAGAAUACUGUCGAACUUACAAUCCUUAGAAGGAUAAAAAUCUAGGCAAGUUUAUAUUACGUACGCCAAAAUAUCGUGAGAACGGUUUAAAAAGGCAUGUAAAGAGGUGGUUAGAUAGAUAGAUAGAUAGUAAAGAUUGAGGUAUUGUACUGCGACCUAUGGUCUAUUAUGCCCUCCUCUAUAUCACAUAUGGUUACCAAGGUCCAGCAUCUUGAAAAAUUUCAGGACCCUGCUGGGCGCGACUGAGGUGAUGUGAUCCCUGUCCACGUAGAUGGAACUUGGGCGUUUAGCCUGCUUUUGCAAAUUGCUGGGCAAUCAAGAAUCAGGUGUUCUGAGGUUUCUUUUUCCAUGUCGCAGAAACGGCAGUUUGCGCAGAUAUUAUGCUUAUGUUGGACAACUGCUUCCUGGGUCUGCAUUGCCCUGUAUAGAGCGCGACAAGUAGUCUCUCCCCACUCUCUCCUCCGUGCGGAGCAGCUCCUUAAGAGUGUGGGACCAAAGAAAGGUGGUUUGUGUCAUGCGGGAAUUCAUUGCAACUACAAAAAAAGUUCGGUAUGUCGGGGUCUACUCUGGAUAAGUAGAAGUCUAACUUAAUCUAGUAUUUGGAACGAUGUGAGAGGGUCACAAUUGAACAUAGUUCCGUUCCCAUUUUCAAUCGUUCUAUAUCAACUAUCUGAUAAAAGUAGUGUUUGAAAUUUUCUAUGUCUAUUGAAAAAGUACAACAUCUAAUUUAUAAUGUCUAAAAAUAAAUUACUUUUCCUAUAAGUAUUAUACUAAAAGCGAAAAAAAAAAUCUGAACGAACGAUUUUAUUAUACAUAUUUAAAUGCUCAGCUCAGAUGUCCACAAAAAGGUGAAAAUCAAAAAUUGAAUCUUAACAGUGUUAAUAUUUCUGUUCACAAAAGUACCUAUUUUCAAAAACGUCAAAUUACUCUAAUUUAUUGGUGUUUGUACAAAAAUCAAGGUCCAAAUUGAUCUUAGAAUAUCUCAAAAACAUAACACCAAUAAAUUUUUUUCUAGAAUACUUUAAGUUAAGUUAGUAGACUUUGAAAUUUAUCGUUGCUGUAAUUUCAUAUUAUUUUGUACAUUAAUACAUUCUUCGAAUAUUUUUAAGUUUAUUUUGUAUUAAGAAAAUAAAUAUUUGAAUUACACACACAAUUUA
Molecule: messenger RNA, 3890 nt
Organism: Bactrocera neohumeralis
Lineage: Eukaryota; Metazoa; Arthropoda; Insecta; Diptera; Tephritidae
Exons: 2
Coding region: 298-1266 (322 amino acids)
Source: RefSeq, a predicted model, not a curated record